This is a messenger RNA of Sphaerulina musiva SO2202, 336 nucleotides long. RefSeq lists its product as uncharacterized. The transcript is spliced from 2 exons. The record is from RefSeq and is a predicted model, not a curated record. The coding region runs from base 1 to 336 and encodes 111 amino acids. Lineage: Eukaryota; Fungi; Ascomycota; Dothideomycetes; Mycosphaerellales; Mycosphaerellaceae.
AUGGCAAAGACCAAAGCACAGAAGAUUCGCGCCACUAUCGACUACUUCGAGCAGACAUACGGCUCCACUCCUACUCUGGCAACAUGGCAAGCAUUCUGCCGCGACGUUGGCGUCAACGAGGGUAAUUCCAUCACGCAGUGCAAGAAGAUACUGAAAUCCGUCAAUGUCAACAUUGUAGACUUUGUUUCUGCGAGAAAGAGUGGUCAAGCGGUUACUCACUUUGCUUCGAGGGGCGCGUUGGCGAGGUAUAUUCAGGCUUAUCCGAAAAAGAGAUUUCCGUUGAAGAGGGCGAAGGAGGAUUCUUUCUUGAAGAUGUUGUUGAUACACUUGUUUUGA